AACGGUCUACAGAGCAUUGGGUCUGACGGGGGUGGGGACACGGGAGACUUUCAAGUAGGUGGGACUGCUCCUGAGCGCAGUCAGCGGAGAGGAGCCUGGCACCAUGGAGAAGCUGUUCCUGUUGGUUUUCGCUCUCACUCUGCUGGCUUUCUCCUCAGAAGCCUCUCCGAUUUUGACAGAAAAGCAAGCCAAACAGCUCCUGAGGUCCCGGCGACAGGACAGGCCCAGCAAACCUGGAUUCCCUGAUGAGCCCUUUCGGGAGUAUGUGCACCACCUGCUGGCCCUGGAGCACCGCGCUGAGGAGCAGUUUCUGGAACACUGGCUGAAUCCCCACUGCAAACCCCACUGCGACAGGAACAUUGUCCAUCCUGUGUAAAGGGGUCAGCUAGCAACCGUGUUGACAGGCAGUGACCUGGAGACUUCUGGGACAGAAAGAAGCUCUUCUUCCCUUUGACCCGAAGCUGUAGAAACAGUGUCUUCUGAGCCCAGGGACUUGUGGUUCUUUGUGGGCAGGCCAGAAGCUGCUUUUGGGAAAAAUGACAAAUAUAUAUUCUGCUCCAUUUUGCUAACGCACCUACAUAGUGAAUGUGGACAGCCUGAAUCACCGGGCUCCCGAAGGCCUUCCUGCUAGUUUGCAAGUGUAGGCAUAACACCAGUUCUCCCUAAGAGGGAUGGAUCUGGGGGU
Messenger RNA from Acomys russatus (golden spiny mouse), 685 nucleotides. RefSeq names its product chromosome 16 C17orf67 homolog (gene C16H17orf67). The transcript has 4 exons. Bases 104 to 376 code for a protein of 90 amino acids. Lineage: Eukaryota; Metazoa; Chordata; Mammalia; Rodentia; Muridae. The record is from RefSeq and is a predicted model, not a curated record.